CGCAUGCCGCUUCGUGGAGCACGACAGCUGUGUGUUGUGCUCAUGGUUGAGCCGGUGAAUCUGUAGUUUUUCUGUUAACUUGUGUAGUGCUCUUUUUUUAAUUUAAUUUGCAAGAAAUUAUGCCUUCAGAAAAGAGUGCUUUGAACAAUGCGCGUAGAGAUUCUUGGGGUGUUGAGCUGGGCGAUAUGGAUAAAAGAACUCGUUUUCAAGUGAACAGAGUUGAUGGCUCUUCUUCAAAAAAUGAAGAGGGCGACGAAUACGGUGAGAGCGACCCACUGCGUGGAGAAGGUGACGAUUCCAGAAGAGGUUCGCUUGAAAAUUAUCGGCCAACUUCACCUAACAUGCUGCUGUCUCAUACUUCUGACACAUCUGGAUACGACACGCGCUAUGCCAAAAGCUUUCGCCACUUCACGAGAGAAGCCCUGCCAAGACUUGAUAAUUACCGCAAUAUUAUGUCGAUACAGGCAGCAUACCGACCAACAUUAGAUGAACUUCACAAUGCAACGUUACAUGGACAUGGAAAGCCUUCAGCUCCACCCACCAGUCUCCCUGGCGAAAUGGAAGGGCAGGUCAAGUUCGGUUGGAUUCAAGGAGUACUGGUCCGGAAUCUCUUAAAUAUAUGGGGUGUUAUGCUCUUUUUGCGUCUCUCCUGGGUUGUUGGACAAGCGGGGAUUGGACAGGGCCUGCUGAUAAUAAUUUGUGCUAGUGUAGUAACUACACUAACAUCACUAUCUAUGUCAGCCAUUAGUACAAAUGGAAUUAUAAAAGGAGGUGGCACCUACUACAUGAUAUCACGAUCCUUGGGUCCUGAAUUUGGAGGAUCAAUAGGGUUAAUAUUCUCAUUAGCUAAUGCAGUUGCUUGUGCAAUGUAUGUUGUUGGAUUCUGUGAAUCCUUGGUUGGACUACUUAGUAUGCAUGGUGCCACUAUGGUGGAUGGCAGCCUAAAUGAUAUGCGUAUCAUUGGUGUUAUAACAAUAAUGUUACUACUCUGCAUUGUUGUGAUUGGAAUGGAAUGGGAGGCAAAGGCACAAAUGGUACUGCUUGUUAUUUUGCUGGUCGCCAUUGUCGAUUUUAUGAUAGGAACAUUUAUCGGACCACAGAACGAGGAGUCAAUUGCUAAAGGUUUUUUGGGAUAUAAUGCCUCACUGAUACAGGAGAACUUCUAUCCAGAUUAUAGAUACAGUGAAGGAAUGCAACAAAACUUUUUUUCGGUAUUUUCCGUUUUCUUCCCAGCAGCUACUGGAAUUUUGGCUGGUGCAAAUAUAUCAGGAGAUUUAAAGGACCCAGAAGGUGCAAUUCCAAAGGGAACACUUAUUUCUAUUUUAAUAACAAGUAUCUCCUAUUUGCUCAUGGCAUUUAUGGCAGGAGCCUGUGUUGCCCGUGAUGCAACAGGCAGUGUGGAAGAUUAUAUAAAUGGAACAUUUUUAAAUUGUACUGGCACUAAGUGUGCUUGGGGGUUACAAAACAGUUUUACAGUGAUGGAACUGGUUUCUGGUUUUGGACCUCUUAUUUAUGCUGGUUGCUUUGCCGCAACUUUGUCAUCUGCUCUGGCAAGUUUAGUCUCAGCUCCAAAAGUGUUUCAAGCUUUGUGUAAAGAUCAGUUGUAUCCUUACAUUACAUGGUUUGGAAGAGGAUAUGGAAAAAACAAUGAACCUGUUAGAGGAUAUGUGUUGACAUUUUUCAUUGCAAUAGCCUUUAUUCUUGUAGGAGAACUGAAUGCUAUAGCACCAUUGAUCUCCAACUUCUUUUUGGCAGCUUACGCUUUAAUAAACUUCAGUACAUUUCAUGCUUCACUUGCCAAACCUAUUGGGUGGAGGCCAAAAUUUAGGUACUACAACAUGUGGCUUAGCCUUCUGGGAGCUAUUCUGUGUGUGGGUGUCAUGUUUCUAAUUAGCUGGUGGACAGCGCUCAUAACACUUGCUUGUGUUAUGGCAUUGUACCUCAUAGUAUCAUAUCGAAGACCAGAAGUGAACUGGGGUUCUUCAACCCAAGCACAAACAUACAAGAAUGCCCUGCUUUCUGUACAGCAGCUGAACAAUGUUGAAGAACAUGUGAAGAAUUACAGGCCUCAGAUAUUGGUACUAUCUGCGAUGCCCAGUCAUCGACCACCUCUGAUAGACUUCGCGUACCUUAUGACAAAAAAUUUAUCUCUACUGAUGUGUGGUCAUAUCAUUCAGGAUGCCUUGAGUCAAAGAGUGCGUAAUGUGUUGACGUACAAAGCUCAUAAUUGGUUAAAAUCACAUAAAAUAAAAGCCUUCUACACACACAUUGAUGAAGUGAAGUUUGAAGAGGGAGCAAAAGCUUUACUGCAAUCUUCUGGAGUUGGGAAGCUGAAACCCAACAUCCUAUUGAUGGGUUAUAAGGCUGAUUGGACAGAAUGUGAUAGAAAUGAACUAGUGAUGUAUUUUAAUGUGAUACACAAGGCACUGGACAUGUACAUUGCAGUAGCCAUACUACGACUACAGGGUGGCUUAGAUUACUCAAAAGUGGUAGCUGAUGAAGAGGAUUUGUUGAAGAUGGCCAAUGGUGUAAAUUCAGAGAAAGGAGUAUCGAUAGUGCGUCAGAAUUCCCAAGAAAGUCUUCCUCGAAAUCAGUCUUUCCCUCAGAUUUCACAAGCAAGCAGUGCAAGUGACUUGUCUGUACCGCCAACACCCAAUCUGAAGAAGGGAAAAAUAAACACUAACCCUGAUGCCACAAAUGUUGGAGAUUCAUCAGUGGUAACAAUAGAUCACGAUGAUGAAAAUAAGAACAAAGCAGAAAGCGUGCGGGAAAAGAAGAAGAGAGAAUCAAAAGCUGAUCUUUACAGAGGUGCUGAUGGAAAUUCACUACCAAAAGAUGUGUUGAACAGUCUCACACAGUUUCAGAGGAACCAGAAGAAGGGCACAAUUGAUGUGUGGUGGCUGUAUGAUGAUGGAGGUCUCACUCUUCUACUGCCAUAUAUCAUUUCAACUCGAAGAAACUGGUCAGCAUGCAAGCUGAGAGUAUUUGCUUUAGCAAAUAAAAAGAGUGAACUUGAAUUUGAGCAGAGGAGCAUGGCAAGUUUGUUGGCAAAAUUUAGAAUUGAUUACUCUGAUUUAAAAGUAAUCCCAGAUAUAACCAAGAGGCCAAAGGACUCUACCAUUGCCUUCUUCGAAGACCUUAUCAGUAGUUUCAGAUUGCCUGAUAAUCAAGAGUGUGACAGUGGAGAUGGCAUUUCCAUUACUGAGGCAGAGCUUAUAGCGAUGACAGAUAAAACAAACCGGCAUCUUCGUCUACGGGAACUUGCGAUGGAAAACUCUCUUGAUGCUAACCUAGUUGUAAUGACUCUCCCAAUGCCGAGGAAAAAUGUGGUUUCUGCUGCACUGUACAUGGCAUGGUUGGAAGUACUUACCAGAGACAUGCCUCCAUUCCUGUUGGUCAGAGGAAAUCAGACCUCUGUGCUCACAUUUUACUCGUAGAAGUAUGCUGACAUUCCUUCUGUCUCUCUCAUGGACACAUCUUUCUGAAGAUUCAAGCUGAUUGCCCAAAAUAUUUGCAAGGCUCCUGGAUUAAUGAGAUAAAGUACUGAAAGUGAUGACAAUAUUUAUACUUUCAUUUACGUACAUUUUGGUGUCAGUCUUCCAUCAGUGACUCGAUUUUGUACUUGGGUAACAGUGAUGCUUAUGAAGGAGGCAACAGUAUUAAUUGCUGGAAUGUAACUUCUCUUGCUAUAAUUAGUACUACUUGUUGUUGUGGAAAUAUAUCUUUGAGUGUGGUUUAGUUAUGUGGUUGCUGUCCCUUAAGGGAUAACCACAUUAUCAUUUCUUAUGUAUGUGUAAUCAUUCCAGAUAGCAGGAUCUUUCAGCAUUUUUAAAAAUUUAGUUUUCAAAUUAGGUGAUAGGCAACAGUUACAUCAUAGGAUUUGAAAUCCUUCAUUUUAUAAAGGAAAAUAAAAAUGAAACUAUGGAUGAAAUAAUUAAUCUGUAAAAGAACGUAUUUAUUUUUGUAGGAAUGAAAACUGUGACACACGAAUCUCUGUAUGACUGAAAGUGUUACAGCAGCCUAAUGUACAGCACAUGCCAUAAGAUAAAUGUAUACUUCUUACUUUAAACUUAUUUAUACAUUAUAAUUGCAAGUUAAUUAUGUUGCUACAUCAUAUUUGUAUGUUAGUAGAGAAGAUGUACAAAGACAAUAAUUUUAGAACAUUUUAGUAUAUAUGAGUAGUCUCAUCUUCAUUGUGUUGUGAGGUGAGGAUUUAAUGGAGAAAGUAUUCUGAAUAGUUUACAAAAUAUUAACUUUUGAGGUAACUGUUUACUAUAAACAGUAGAACACAGUAUUAUUUUUUCAUUUAUUAUUCCGAACAUAUAUAUAAAUGGUUCUGGCUAAUAUUAAGUGUCUCAAAGAAAUGUGAGCAGACUAACAUGUUACAUUGUAAUAUUCUUCCAUCCAUUUUCUUGCACAAUGUCAUUCACCAGUGAAUUUUAACCUGUGGAAUGACCAAAAGUAUUUUUAUACAAAUGUUUAAAAAUGCCUUAUCUUAAAACUAUUUAUACAUUGUUGUGUGAAUCAUUCAUAUUUUGUAUAAUUUUGAAUAUAAUCUCUCUGUAUUUAACUUAUGGAGUUAUCACUGAAAAUUAGUUGUCAUGUCUUCAAAAUUCCUGCUAUUGAUAUAUGCUCUUCUGGUGCAUUGUAAAAUCUACAAAGCUUUAAAAGAACAUUUUGUUAUCAUUAAUAGCAUUAUCAUUUAUGUGUUAUAGAACACUAAAACUGGUGAUGGAACUCAGUAUACUAAGCUUUAAAUGAUAUGAGCAUGUUCACAAACUCAUAAGAUAAUUUGUGCAGGAUUUUAGCUAUAAUCCUGACAGAUUGCUGGGGGCACAGUAAGUGUCCAAUACAUUCCAAAUUUAUUCAUCACUUCAAGAAUGUCAUAGAUUGGUGUCUUACUAAUGAUAUUUUGUUAAGUAAUGAAAGAAGCAGUCGUAUGUUCAUCUAAAAACCACAAAUGGUGUGUAUUUAUCACAGUGAGUGCAUAACUAAUUGGUUAGAAUCAGAACCCUUAUCAUAUGAUAAGGGUAUUAAGUCUUAUGCUUUUUAUUAAACUGGAAAUCUUUCAGCUUAUAAAAUAGUAUAAUGUAUUUUCAAAUCCACAUUUACUUACACAUGCUGAAUGGAAGAGAAAAAGGUCAUUGUUGGUUGUGUGUGUGUGUGUGUGUGUGUGUGUGUGUGUGUGAAGCAACAUAUUAAAUGACAAAUAAAUUAUUUGCCAGCUUUUUGAUGAUUUAAGAUUUAUACUUGCUGAAUAAAACUCUGCAGCAUGUACAGAAGUAACAAAGGUUGUAAUUUUUUUCAGUUGUGUGCAUGUGAAUGUGCAAUUAAGUAUUCACUAUAGGCUGCAUACUUCCUUUUACUUGACAGUACAUAUAAUGAACACUGUAUUGAUAUAGUAACAUCGUUAUUCUUAAUUUCAUCCUUCUAGAGAGGUUAAUGUACUGUAACCAGCAGAAAAAAAUGUAAAUAUGCAGAAAAAGCAGACUGGUGCCAAGUAGUGUGUCAGUGAACUUCAUAAAAUGAAAGCAGAAAUGUAUAAGUUGAACUUUAUUUUUGUAAAUUUUCUGCAUUUGUCAGUUUAAUCUGUACUGUUAACAGAGUAUAAUAUAAGCUGUUGAUUUUCUAUGGUUAAUGUUCAAGGCAUCAUGAAUAAGUUUUAUGCUCCAUAUGAAAAAUUGAUUUUUAUAUUUUGACAUGUAUCAGGUUUAAUAGGGGCAAAUCUGCUCCCGACAGUUUACUAUGUACACACACCUUUAUUGCUUGCUGACACCAUUCUCUUUCUUGUUUACCCUACAGUAUUUUGCUGUGAGUUGUAUACCUUUGAUUCAUCGAGCAGUUCACUUGAUGGAAAUGCCAUAAAGUUUUUCAAUUGCUUGUCAGUAAUAUGUUAUAGAUUUUUUAUUUUUUUGACUUACAAAAUAAAUAUUUCCAUGUUUAAUAAAGGAAGAGCUGUUAGUUGGCUACAGUUUUCAAACAGUGAUACAACUUACACUGAUUGAAAUUAAUUUGUAUAAAAUCAGCUGUAUGCACAAUGUGCACAACCUGAUAAAAUAUUUAUCAGUGGGAAAGAAGUGUCUUUCUUUCUUUGACAUUGAACAUAUUGAAAUAUGUAACAUUCUGAUAAUUAUCAUAACAUGAAGAGUAGUGAGAACUGGACGUGUAUUACCAAGAAUAUUUUGAUAAAAUGACAUUGUAUCAAUAUAUGCUUAAAAUACAUGAGUUGUGACCUGUAUGUUUACUAAUAAUUACAACAUACCAAUUUUUAUUGUU
Messenger RNA from Schistocerca serialis cubense, 6276 nucleotides. It is a transcript of the gene Ncc69, whose product is annotated as bumetanide-sensitive sodium-(potassium)-chloride cotransporter. Gene Ontology annotation, cellular component: membrane. Gene Ontology annotation, biological process: potassium ion homeostasis; chloride transmembrane transport; sodium ion homeostasis. Gene Ontology annotation, molecular function: sodium:potassium:chloride symporter activity. The transcript is spliced from 19 exons. The record is from RefSeq and is a predicted model, not a curated record. The coding region runs from base 120 to 3437 and encodes 1105 amino acids. Lineage: Eukaryota; Metazoa; Arthropoda; Insecta; Orthoptera; Acrididae.